Molecule: messenger RNA, 1040 nt
Organism: Lampris incognitus (smalleye Pacific opah)
Lineage: Eukaryota; Metazoa; Chordata; Actinopteri; Lampriformes; Lampridae
Gene: ognb
Product: osteoglycin, paralog b
Exons: 6
Coding region: 81-890 (269 amino acids)
Molecular function (GO): protein binding
Source: RefSeq, a predicted model, not a curated record
CUGCUGCUCACAUGUACCUCAGACCCCCGCCCAGCAGACAGCACUCUCUUCACAAAACUUUCCCCAGCAAAUGAGAGACAAUGAUGGACUUGAGGACUUUUAUUUUCACAAUUAUUGUGGUUCCAUGGAUGCUAUCUUCAGCAGCAAGAACUGGAUAUAUGGAGGCGAGACAACCUAAGAAAGACAUUGUGACUAUUCCUGACUAUGGCACUCCUGAGGACUUGGACACUAGCCCAGCAGUAGAUCCAAAAGCUGACGAGUUGCCCACUUGUCUACUGUGUGUCUGCCUGACCGGAUCUGUUUAUUGUGAGGACGUGUCCCCAGAAUUGUCAGCUGUUCCUGCACUGCCAAAAGAAACAGCAUAUGUCUAUGCACGCUUCAACAAGAUCGCCAAAAUCACCAACAAAAACUUUGCAGACAUGGCCACAUUAAAAAGGAUUGACCUGAGUGGGAACAUCAUCAGCGAAAUUGAGGACGGGGCUUUUUCAAAACUUCCCAAUCUCGAGGAGCUCACUCUUGCAGAGAACAGACUGACCAAACUUCCAGUGCUGCCGACCAAACUGAUUUCGUUGAAUGCCAAUUUUAACCUCCUUAGGACGCGGAGUGUCAAGUCAAAUACCUUUAAAAAACUCACAAGACUGGCCUAUCUAUACCUUGGAAACAAUGAGCUGGAGGCAAUACCACAACUCCCAGAGUCUCUUCGAAUUGUGCACCUAAAUAACAACAACAUCACAACAUUAACAGAUGAGACAUUUUGCAAAGGCAACAGCACUUAUUACAUCCGAACCAACAUGGAGGAGGUGAGAUUGGAUGGGAACCCACUCGUGCUGGGUCAAUACCCCAACAGCUUCAUCUGUCUGCGGGCUCUCCCGGUUGGUAAAUACCGAUGAACUAACCAAGGCAACGUCUGAGGAAACAAAGAGUGAAGUCCUUCCUGAAGUGAAUAGUGUAUUAUGCAAUUCUACACAUAAUUACUAAUACCACAAAUGCUGUUCUUAAGUUACAUUGAUAUAUGCUCAAUAAAACCUUCAAACAGUUCA